UGACAGAAAAGAGACCGCAACUGCAAGGCACCGUACAAGAACUCGCCAGGAAGCAACGUAGCGGAAAAGGCAAAUCCAGGGGCCAAGCCAAGAGAAGCCGCUCGCCCCUGUUGGAUUGUUCCGUUCUUCGAUUCCCUCGCGGAGGUACACUACGCACCCCACCCCACCCAACCCCUGCUCCGAAUCCGCCUCUCCCCUGCUCCCGCGGAAAUUCCGCGUCCAAGUACUCGGAUCUUCUCCUGCCGCUUCCCCCGAUUUUCCUCACAACCCGUUUCGUCUCCUCUCGCGUCCGCCGCCGCCGCGCUGUCUCCUCUCGCGUCCGCCGCCGCCGCCGCGCUGUCUCCUCUCGCGUCCGCCGCCGCCGCGCUCCAGGACCGGAGUCUUCUCUCCUCGGGGAUCGUCGGCGCCCUCUUAUCCGCCGCUCUCUACCGGUGCUGGACUGCCGUGGGGUGGAGAUCGGCUUGAAUCAACUCUUCGUUUAGUUUGUUGGUGGUGCGAAAAUGAGUGACAACCUGAUGGACAAGGUUAGCGCCUUUGGCGAGCGCCUCAAGAUCACCGGGACGGAGGUCAGCAAGAAGAUGACGGCCGGCAUGAGCUCCAUGAGCUUCAAGAUGAAGGAAUUGUUCCAGGGGCAGACUCCGGCCGACAAGAUCGUCGAGGACGCCACUUCUGAGAACCUUGAUGGGCCUGACUGGAACUUGAACUUGGAGAUAUGUGACAUGAUUAACACCGAGAAGGUUAACAAUGUGGAGCUCAUCCGUGGCAUCAAGAAGCGGAUCAUGCUGAAGGAUGCAAGGAUCCAGUACCUCUCCUUGAUCCUGCUCGAGACUAUUGUGAAGAACUGCGAGAAGGCCUUCUCAGAGGUUGCGGCUGAACGGGUUCUUGAUGAGAUGGUUAGGCUGAUUGAUGACCCUCAGACAGUUGUCAAUAACAGGAACAAGGCCCUUAUGCUGAUUGAAGCAUGGGGGGAGUCUGGUGAUGAACUACGCUACCUGCCAGUCUAUGAGGAAACCUACAAGAGCUUGAAAUCAAGAGGAGUGCGGUUUCCUGGACGUGACAAUGAGAGCUUGGCUCCCAUAUUUACUCCCCCACGAUCAGUUGCUGAAGCUGACAUUCAUGCAAACUUGCCCCAGCAGGCUUUUGAAGACGUGCAUGUUCAUACAUAUACUGCCGAAGAAACAAAAGAAGCAUUUGAUGUUGCUCGUAACAGCAUAGAACUUCUUUCAACUGUUCUUUCCUCUUCCCCUGAGCAGGAUGCUUUGCAGGAUGACUUAACAGCCACUCUUGUGCAACAAUGCUACCAAUCUCAGCACACUAUCCAGAGAAUCGUUGAGACAGUUGGUGACAAUGAAGCUGUGCUCUUUGAGGCCUUGAGUGUGAAUGAUGAGAUCCAGAAAGUGCUAUCCAAAUAUGAAGAGAUGAAGCAACCCAUGGCCUCGGAGCAAGCAGAACAGCGUCCAGUGGUCAUACCGAUUGCCACAGAACACGAGGAUUCCACUGCUGCUGGCACUGAAGAUGCCCUGGUCAGAAAACCAGCUGCUGCUAGGGCAAGGUCAGGUGGAGAUGACGAUAUCCUUGAUGAUCUCGAUGAGAUGAUAUUUGGCAAGAAGGGGGGUAGCAGUUCGCAUGAAGCGCCCAAAAAGCCGGAUCCGAAGAAAGAUGACCUGAUCAGCUUUUAAGGACCUUCCCGUAAUCGCACCUCGAACUUGCUAUUUUAUGGUGCUGUACUCAGUUGGUAGAAGAUUGCAGAUUCUGUAGGAUUUGGAUCGCUUGUUUAUUCUGAUACGAUCAUACCUGCCCCUUUUCUCAGUUUGUCCAGUUGUUAAGUUGCUGCACUCUCUCAAUCAUCUGUUCUGGUUUGGCUAAUCGAGCAGGUCUGGAACAUAGUGUUGUUUAUCACUGGUCUCUCUAUAUAUGCCACUAUGCCAGCGAUGUGAA
Panicum virgatum (switchgrass) is the source of this 1938-nucleotide messenger RNA. Its product is annotated as TOM1-like protein 1. The coding region runs from base 501 to 1679 and encodes 392 amino acids. Gene Ontology annotation, molecular function: ubiquitin binding; phosphatidylinositol binding. The transcript is spliced from 4 exons. The record is from RefSeq and is a predicted model, not a curated record. Lineage: Eukaryota; Viridiplantae; Streptophyta; Magnoliopsida; Poales; Poaceae. Gene Ontology annotation, biological process: protein transport to vacuole involved in ubiquitin-dependent protein catabolic process via the multivesicular body sorting pathway.